GGUCCGUCAGUCAGUUUUUUCCCCGUCUUCUCGCUGUGGCUCACUGGCCGAUUCGCUUUUUCGUGUUCCGCCGCGAAGCUCCCGUUAGCUUUGGUGCUGCUGCGUUUUUUUUCACUUUACCGCGCGCGCGUCCCUGUGCCAAAUGGCCGCUGCCCUCUAAAGUGGAAUCCUUUUUCGACGACCAGUGGCGGCGCAUCUUCCGGAAGGCGUCUUGGUGCGUGCGACGGAUUCGUGGAAGGGAGGAGAAAGGUUGUCCCUCCGGGGGAAGUGCCCCGCAGAGCUCCUGCCCCCGCGCAGUGAAAGUGAUUUGGAGGAGGAGGUGGAGGAGCAAAAAAGUGAACUAAAUUUGGAUUAAACAGUUUGUUAUUGCUGGAAGGAAAAGAGGAUUACCACCGGUGGAACCGUGUUCCGGCGGAGAAUCUCCCCGCCGUCGUCACAGUUGCAGUUGCGGCGUUCCCCCCGGGAGAUGACGAAUCGCUUUUGGCAGGUGUAACGAAGAAUUGCGACAUUCACCCACAGACGGAAUAAACAAAUUUUCGGGGCGGAGGAGGAGGGAGAGAACCUUCCCUGAGGGCAGCGCCCUCCCGCGGCCAUCCCCUGUUUGCUAGAGGUCACACAGAAAGCAUCAUCAUCAUCGUCGGAGAAUGAGUUUCUUCACCUCGUUCCAGGAGUUGCUGGACUUUGACCACUCCACCAACCUGAAUGGCUUCCACUUCUCCAACAGCCUGUUCGGCUUCGACUCGAACUCGCUGCCAACGCUGGAGAACCUGCCCCCACCGGUUCCGACGACUCCGCUGGCCCCGCCCCCCACUACGCUAGACCUGCCCCCACCGCCAGCCUGCUCCCCGCUCCAGCUCGCACGCAAUCCCUCCCCGCUGUUGGAAACGCCCACCAAGGCGUUGACGCCACAACUCUCGCCGGAAGUGCACUACAAUCAUCACGUGCCCCAGCUGCAGCCACCUUCGGUGGCCACGCCGGCGCCUCCGGCGCCCAAGUUCCAGCUCAAGGUCACGCCCAACAACGAGAUCUACAUCUCGAACGAGUCGGGCACGUUCUGCGAGCUGGCCGGAAGUUUCGUUCCGUCGUCGCCGCUGCGGGGUUCGCCGGAAAUGGUUCUCGAAGAGGAGGCGGUGCCGGAACCCGCGCCCAAAACGCUGUUCUGCGUCGAGCGAAGUGGCCUCAAGCGGCCACUGUCCCCCUCAGACCGACGGUACGGCACGUCCGGAAUCUUCCACGUGCGUGGGUCGCCCAGCAAGAAGAAAUCUACCUCGGCCGGCGCUGGCGCCGAUGGCCACGGGUCGGCCCAGCCGGAGGGCGCCAAACUGGUCGUCUCGAACGUCAUCAACAACGGGCUGAUCGUCAACAAGAAGCACCUGUCGACGACGGGCGAGGAAGCGAUGGCACCGACGACGGUGGCCGUCACCACGCCGGAACGGCGCAUCAUGCGGCCAAAGAAGCGCAAGAGGAAAAUCCCACCGAAAGCGGCGGUCACGCUGGAAGCGAAGCUGGAACCGCCGAACGGGCGGAUCGUGACGAAGGUGGUCCCGAAAGCGAGGAGGAAGGAGGAGGAAAGCACCCUCAACUUUUCCGGCAUCAAGGAGAAGGCCGCGCAGGAAGCGAUCUUUACGGAAAAGGUGCCGGAAGUGGUGGUGGUGCCGCCGCCGCCGAAGAAGAACGGACUGAAUGGGACCAGUUUGGGGACGGUUGUGGCGGCGGCGGCGAAGGAGGUUAGCAGGGAGGAGCAGCAGCUGCCGGAAGUGCAGGAGAUUAGGGGGUCGGAGGAGGGGGCGGUCGUCGCGCCGACCAGUCCGAGCAGUCCGGUGGAGCUGAAGGUCGUGGCGGAUUUGGUCAUGGACAAGGAGGUGUUUGGGCAUAUCUCGUUGCUGAACACCUCCCCGGACCGCGGCAAAACCGUCAUCUACCAGAACCCGGUCACGAGCCGGAACGUCAUCUACAGCAUCCUGAACCCCAAGUCGCUGAACCUGGCGCUGGCCGGCGUCGACCGGUCCACGACGGCAACGCUAACCCUGCAGCCUCACCGCGGUGGCCGCAAACCUAAAAAGCGCGGCCGCAAGCCAAAGGCUUCAGCUGAGAACAACGGCGGAGUGGAGCAGGAAGGUGCUUCCGCGGUGCCCGCGGCGGAGCCGCUCGACCCGUCCGUCCCGGUGAUGGUGACGCGCUCGGGGAGGUUGAGCAAACCGCCUCGCUACGCGAACAACUUCUUCCAGAACAUGAAGCAGAAGGGGUUGGAGCCUUCGGCUCCGCUGGAUCCGCCUCCACCGCCACCGCCACUGCCUCCGCCGCUGCUGCCGGAUCCGGAGACGGCGGAAAAGUUGCCUAAUUUUUCGGCGGCGCUGAACUCGGUGGAGGAGCAGCAGAAGGUCGAGCAGGUUCAGAAGAGGAAAAUGACCGUUCCGCUGCAGUACCGGUGUGCGACCUGCAACAAGAUCUACCUCGGCAAGCGAAUGCAGAGGCACCUGCAAAAGUACCCGAGUCACAACUCGGCCGAGGGGGAACGGGGGGAGGGCGGCGAGGCGGGCGCAGCCCGCAAGGACAAGGAGGAAAAGUCGACGUACUUGUACAAGCAUUUGUUCGACCUGCUGCAGCGGUUCACCGAAAAGGACAAGGGCCGGAUCAUGCUGAAGGAGAUCAGCAACUUUGUGGACUUUGUACGGGCGUUGAUCCCGCGCCUCAUCACAAACGACGAGCAGAACUCCACCGUCGAGUACAUCGACCACAACGUGGCGGACGUGCUGCGGCUCAACCACGGCAAGUACCGCCUCAAGCUGUCCUCGCUCGCGGAAGAGUACGAGAAGCUGAACCUCACGGUGAACCUGCUGGACGGCGAUCACGACGAAGUGGCCCCACCCAACCCCCACCCCCCAAUCACGAGCACCCCCAACGCGGACCGCGCCACCUUCUCCUUCAACGCGGACGACCUCCUCAACCAGUCCAGCUCGUUUCCCAGCCUGACGACGCUGAUGCACGAACACCACGUGCUGAACACGAUGCUGGCACCCGCCACCAACAACAAUCACUACUUGUACAACAACAAUGUGCCCCAGCAGCAGCAGCAGUUGCUGACUCAACCACAACAACACUACACUCACAAUCACCAUCACCAUCUCAACAGCUUGCCGGCAGUGUUGCAGGAAGAGCCGGUCGUGGUGAGUCAGCCCCUGGCGGGGCUGUGCAAGAGUCCGGUGCAGCAUCACCACCAUCUGAAUCAUCAUCAUGGGGCGGCGUCGGCGGGGAUGGUCAAUAUGGCGCUGAAUUUGUACUGAAGAAGUUGGGGGGAGAAUUGUGCAUGGAACUACAAAUUAUUUGUAAUGGGACAACACAAAACAGAGCAAGCUUUUCUCGAAGGAAGAGAAAUAUUAAAAAAGGGGAGAAACACACAACACAACAAAACAAUAAUACAAAGCAGAAUGGUUUUAAAUUGAGUCUAAUCAGUAUACAAAGAAAAAAAAAGGAUAAUAAAUUAAUUGAAUGAUAUAGUAGAAAAAAGA
Molecule: messenger RNA, 3509 nt
Organism: Culex pipiens pallens (northern house mosquito)
Lineage: Eukaryota; Metazoa; Arthropoda; Insecta; Diptera; Culicidae
Product: proteoglycan 4
Exons: 3
Coding region: 645-3284 (879 amino acids)
Source: RefSeq, a predicted model, not a curated record